AUGUUUGUGGGUGGUCUGAACUGGGACACGGACGAAGAGAGCCUGCGGCGCUACUUUGGGCAGUUUGGCCCUGUGACGUCGUGUACGGUGAUGCGUGACAAUGCGUCGGGCCGCUCGCGCGGCUUUGCGUUCGUGACGUUCUCGGACCCGAAGUCGGUGAAUGCUGUGAUGGUGCGCGAGCACUACCUGGACGGCAAGAUCAUCGAUCCGAAGCGUGCGAUUCCGCGCCCGGAGCAGUCCAAGACGCAAAAAUGCUUUGUGGGCGGUCUGCCGCAGACGGUCACGCAGGACUCGUUUAAGCAGCUCUUCCAGCAGUUUGGCCACGUCCUUGACAGCACCGUCAUGAUGGACAAGGACACAGGCCGGCCGCGUGGCUUUGGUUUUGUUACGUUUGAGAAUGACGAUGGUGUAGAGAAUACACUGGCGCACCAGCCGCUUAUGCUGGAUGGCAAGCAGAUCGAGGUGAAGCGCGCGCAGUCGCGUGGCCAGCCGCAGCCGAACGCGGCGCCGAACCGCUACAGUGCCGACCCAGCGCGGGGCAGCAAUGCGCAGGCGCCUCUGCGUGCAUGGGGCGCGCCUGCACCAGCGGCGGGUGACGCCAGCAAGGGUGCGCCGGCAGCGGGGGGCUUCGAUCCCCAGGCCAUGGCCAAGAUGUACCAGCAGAUGGGCUGGGGCAGCUCGGCGUGGAACCCCCAGAUGAUGUGGCAGCAGAUGAUGGCGGCCUACAUGGGUGGCGCCGCGGCCAAGGGCGGCUGGGGUAUGCCUGGUGCGGCGCCUGGUGGCGCUGCGGCCGGCGGUGGCCGGCCGGGCAGCAGCGAUCACGGCUGGGGCUCCCGCGGAGGCAGUGGCAGCGACGAUGCGCGCGGCCGCUCCGGUAGCAGCGGAGGCCACCAGCGCGAGCGCUCGCCGACUCGUGGAUCGCGCAACUAUGACGAACGUAGUCGGUUUUGA
Molecule: messenger RNA, 951 nt
Organism: Malassezia sympodialis ATCC 42132
Lineage: Eukaryota; Fungi; Basidiomycota; Malasseziomycetes; Malasseziales; Malasseziaceae
Gene: HRP1
Product: Hrp1p
Biological process (GO): regulation of translation
Molecular function (GO): mRNA binding
Source: RefSeq, a predicted model, not a curated record